GUUCCAUCAAUCAAUCUAAACCUUUGUAUAUACAAUAAUGCUUGGUCCAUUUAGAGGUACAUUACCCACAUUUGGUGGUCUUCUUUGGAAGAGAUCUUGGAGAAUGUCUCCAGAUCAAAAAUCUAGACUCAGAAAAAGAAUGCAAGUAGUGGACAAAAACAUUGAAGUCUUGUACGAGUCUCUUAAAAUUCAAGGUCAAGAAACCACCGGCCAUCCUAAACUUGAUUACCUCAUGCAUACAUUCCCAAAGGAAAAUGAAAUGAGCGCUACUGACAAGUACACCACAUUCAACAAAAACUCAAAGAACUACAGAAAGUCUGUGCAUCAUGUUCCUAAAUGGACAAAGUUAUCGUUCAGAGAGAACCCUAAAUAUUUCUAAAUUGUAUAUAGUUAAUGAAUAGAGC
Messenger RNA from [Candida] anglica, 404 nucleotides. The record is from the annotation of a GenBank genome assembly. NCBI's taxonomy places the organism in Eukaryota, Fungi, Ascomycota, Pichiomycetes, Serinales, Debaryomycetaceae.